Messenger RNA from Pelobates fuscus (common spadefoot toad), 5939 nucleotides. RefSeq names its product THADA armadillo repeat containing (gene THADA). The transcript has 38 exons. Gene Ontology annotation, cellular component: cytosol. The record is from RefSeq and is a predicted model, not a curated record. The coding region runs from base 103 to 5862 and encodes 1919 amino acids. Gene Ontology annotation, biological process: tRNA methylation. NCBI's taxonomy places the organism in Eukaryota, Metazoa, Chordata, Amphibia, Anura, Pelobatidae.
CCCUCACUUCCUCCACAUGAGAGGCGGCUGCCGGGAAGAGGAAGCAGGAGCCGCUGUGUUUCCUUUCAGUCUGUCAGGUUAGUCUUACUCAACACUUUUAAAAUGGUACUGAAGAAGAAGAAAGAGAUUAAAGUUGAUGUAUUGGUCCUGGAUGAUGCCAAACUUCAAAGACUGAAAUGUUUUAUGGAUGGAGAGGGGCAGAGCGUGCCAUCUUUGCUGCUUCACUGUGUACAGCUACAAGAUGGAGUCCAGCAGAUCCAUGCAAUUAAAAAGAUCAUUCCUCUCUUGGGAGAUAUCCGCGAAAGCCUUGUGGACAAUGAUAUGCUGCGUUCCUGCCUCCAUGUCAUAGCCGAAAUGUACUUUUCUGUGGCUUCCAAGAAUCCUUUGAAGAAAGCCUUGACAAGCUCGUUAAACGGCCUCUCAGAUCAGUGUAAGGUUGACGCAGCUUGCGCCUUUAAUAGUCGUAUGAAGGAAGACCUAGACACCAAAGACUCAGAAAGUUAUAGGAAAGUUGUGGAUAACUUGGCCUCCUGCAUGGAGAACUUCAGUCUUGGAGACUCCUGCGUUACAGGUCUGACUUUGGAAAUUCUUCAGUUCCUGGCAAAAGUUUUGCAUACAUUCCAAAGUCAGAACAAGAAAGUGCUUGGAAAUGGCCUCGCUCAGACCCAGUUGAUGCACGACUUGUUAACGGCCGUGAAAGUUUCCAUGGUUCUGCUGCAGAGGGUUCAGGAAUCCGUCCAGAUGGAUGAACAUUCUCCUCUCUGGAACACAAUGUGUGACCUGCUGUCUCGCUUUGCCAGUAUGAUCAUGGAUGAUGACCUGUUGCAAAAUGUCCAAAGCACCUCUGGACUGGCAUUCAUUCUGUACCUAAAGAUCAUGUUUAAGAAUAGUGAAAAGCUGCCCCCACUGGUCAGUGGCUUGAUCCUGCGUUCUUUGGAUCCUGCUCUUGUGCCAACCUGGCUUUUGGACUCCUGCGGAAGUCUCUGUGAAGACCUGUCUGACACAGCUGUGCUUUUCUUAUGCCAGGGCUCACUCGCCAUGCUAAACUGGAAGGAUGGCAGCAUCGGGCACAGCGGGGAGAAACUGCUGCUCGAUCUUCUGACUGUUUUACUCUCCCUCAGUUCGUGCCUGAAAGAGUCCAGCGCCGCCAUGUUUCUGUCUCGGAGUUUAGCCCUGUGGACUACAACUGCUCUGGAAAUCCUUAAGUCAUGUUCUGCAAGCCUGAGAGACAGCCUAAAUGGUAACUCUGUUGCUUUAGGUAGGGUUCUGGAAUACGUGUACAUACACUGGGAACAUCCUCUUGAUGCGGUACGCCAUCAGACCAAACUCAUUUUCAAAAACCUCCUUCAAAUCCAUCGAGUGGCUCUGUCUAUUUCAGAAGAUGCUGUGGACCCAUUUCUUUCAGAAUUGACUCACAAAUUAUUGGAUUUAGAGUGGCACUCCAAAGGGAAAUACACGUCUCUUGCAUGUCUUGUAGAGUGCGUAGGAGCAGAACAGAUUUUAUCAGUAGAUCCAACAAUUCCAGCUCAAAUCCUGGAUGUUAUGGGAGACCAGUCUUUUGCCCCCUAUGCCAGUAAUCUCUUGGAAGCAAUGUUUGUGAACCACAGAAACCAGCUUAUGGCAAGAACUGGACAAAGCUGUUGGAUAGACCAGUGGCACAAUACGUGGAUCACCCCACUUCUCUUACGGCUAUGUGAAGGAGAUGUAAACCAAACCACUUAUAUCAUUGAUUACUAUUUGCCGAAAUUGCUCAAAGGCAGCCAGAAGAGUCUCACUUACAUGAUUGAGAUUCUGCAGUCAUCUGCUGCAACAAAUGUAGGGUCUGGUAGUAACCGUGGGGCUCUUGGCGCCCUUAUGGCUUGUUUAAGGACAGCAAGGGCUCAUGGGCACGUCAGAUUUACUGAAAACUAUGUGUGGAAUGGCAAAGUCUCCGUAGCCUUAAUUCAACAAGGCCUUGUCCAUAAGCAUGAUCAGGUUCGUGUUGACGCUCUGGGACUUCUUUGUGAAAGUCACUGGACCACCGAAGUGCUUUCACCUGAUGAGAUGAGCCUUAUCCUGUUCUUUCUAAAGUAUAACUUGAACUGCCAGUCUCCUUCUGUGAGACAGCAACUGUGUUACCUGAUCCGGAAGUUGUUUUGCCGUAUACAGGAAAGUUCCCAAGUUCUGUUUAAGUUGGAGCAAAGCAAAGCCCCCACAACAUCAGAUCGUGAUGGAUGUCUGUUGAACCCGUCCAAGACUCUCCAGCAGUACAAAGAAUUCAUGACAUCUGUAACAAGCUGUCUCUUUGAUUCUCUCUUCCCUGGUUCCUCUCAUCCAAGAAGAUAUUCAGCCUUAACCAUUUUAGGAUCCGUUGCUGAAAUAUUCCCUGUUGAAGGCCCUUGUCAGAGCGUAUUUGAGUUUGCUCGGUCGGUCAGCAGUAACAAUGUCCAAGCCCUCUUAGAAUGCUUCAGUAACACCUUUGAGGAAGUGAAAAGGCUUGCGUUUGAACUUCUAAGAAAGCUGCCACCAUCUGUUUUAGACCUCCAGAACAAAAAUCUUGACAUUUUGCUUCAAGCAGCAUUAAAUCUUAGUACAAGCACAAAGCAUUUUGAUUGUGUCACCGCGUCCUAUCUGCUAAAUUUCCUAAUUUACCAAGAAGGACUCCAGGCUGCCAUAGAUAAAUGGAUAACCGAUCAAGAAGUACCAUUUUCAUAUCCAACGCAAAAUCUCGAUUGUACCAGCCCCCUUGAGAAACAGUCCUUUUCUGUUGUCAGGUUAUUGAUGGGCAGCCUUGAAAAUGAAAUUUUGCAAGCUCGAAGGUCCUUGUUGGAAGCCGCAGCCUCUUUCCCAUUGUAUGGUCGAGUGCAUUGUGUUAUAGGAGUGUUAGAGCAACUCUCUCUGAAGGACCUCUCCAUGGUAGCAGAAUGGAGGCAGCUGAUCUCAGAGCUAAUUUCAAUGUCCUACAAACUCUCUGCAAUUGUAUCUCCAGUUGUCCACAGUUCAUCCCCAGAAGGUCUUAUGCCAAUGGACACUGACACUGAAGCUGCAGCUCAGUUGCACAUGAUAAUGAGUGAGAUACAACCUCGAGACACCAAUGAUUACUUCAACCAGCCAAGAAUAUUACAGAAAGAAAAUGACCCGUUUUCCAAACCCCUCCCUGAAGACGGUGUACCGUCCGAUACCCUAUGUGCAGAAACAAAAGUGAAAGAUGGGACGACCUGCAAUGUGUCUGCUCAGAUGGUGCUGGUGUGUUGCUGGCGAAGUUUGAAAGAAGUCUCUCUCCUUUUGGGAAUGUUGUGCCAAAGUCUUCCACUUCGAAAUCCACCUGACUCUCCCAAUGGACUCCUGACCGUAGAACAGAUUAUAGAAAUUGGUGAAUAUUUCAAGCAUCAUCUUUUGCAGUCCAGACACAGGGGGGCCUUCGAGCUGGCGUAUGUUGGCUUUGUGAAGCUCACGGAAAUGUUGAUUGGAUGCAAGGAGGAAAGUCUGCAUCGCUUACCCUGCCAGUGGUUAUGCAAUGUCUUAGAGGAAAUUAAAUCUAGCGAUCCAUCUUCGAAGUUAUGUGCAACCAGACGCAGUGCUGGCAUUCCAUUCUACAUACAGGCCUUACUGGCUUCUGAGCCCAAGAACAGUAAAGCUGGUUUAUUGAAAAUGACUAUGAAGGAAUUAAUUACUUUGGCGAUGCCUGUGAAAAGCGCUGAAGGAGAUAACAGCACUAUCCCACAGGUCCAUGCUUUAAAUAUUUUGCGUGCUCUUUUUCGUGACACGCGAUUAGGUGAAAACGUGAUUCCAUAUGUCGGAGAUGGGACCAAAGCUGCAAUUCUUGGCUUCACCUCUCCGGUCUGGGCGGUGAGAAAUUCCUCUACACUUCUCUUCAGCACGCUGAUUACCAGAAUAUUUGGAGUCAAAAGAGGAAAGGAUGAACGAUCCAAGAAAAAUAGAAUGACUGGGAGAGAAUUCUUCUCGCGAUUCCCUACUCUCUACCCUUUUCUUUUGGAACAUCUGGAAAUUGUAGCCAACACUGUCGACAGUCAAACAGGGGAAUCAAAGCUUCAUCCCAGCUUGUUUCUAUUGCUCCUGAUUCUGAGUAAGCUAUACCCGUCUCCAAUGGAUGGCACCUAUUCUGCUCUCAGCAUGGGCCCUUUUGUUCCGUUUAUAAUGAGGUGCGGUCACUCUCCUGUCUACCGAUCACGGGAAAUGGCAGCCCGGGCUCUCGUUCCAUUCGUUCUGAUGCAUGACAUACCCAAGACGGUCAUGAAUUUAUUAAAAGAUCUUCCAGAUUCCAGCAGCCAAGAUGUAAAGCAGAAUCGUGUCCAUGGAACGCUAUUACAAGUCUCUCACUUGAUUCACUCUUUCUUUGAGGCCAAACACACAGCCAAUUCAGACCGAAUUCAGCAGGACGCAUGUGAUCUCAUGAUGUGUCUGAAAGCCAAGCUGUGGCUUGCCAAGAGGCAAAAUCUAUGUUUGGUAACGAGAGCAUCAUAUGUGGACAUCAUGACUUUGUUCAUUAAUUACCUGGGGAAGACUGUAAGUCAGGAUAUAUCCGGUUUCAUCCAUGAUAUUGCUGCUGUUAUUGAGGAUUGUGGUUUGGGCCAAGAUGCAUGCCACACUACUGCAGUCCCUGGGCUUGUUUUGUACCUACAGAGUGUAUCUCAAUUAAUAUUAUCUGUUCUGGAGCUGAAUGUGCCGAAUGGCAGAAUGACAAUUAGUGGACCCAGUGAGGCAACAUGUGUCCGCAUCCAAUCUCUUGUGCAAAGUAUUUUGGAAUCGGAAUUCUACGAAGUUCGCCUCCUCGCUCUUUCCUCUGUGCUAAAAUGGUCAAAAUAUCAGUUAUCAGAAGCUAGAGAAUCUUACUUAUCAACUGAAGUUCAGAAAACUCUCUUUGAGAUGGUAACAAAGGAAACCAAUUUGGAGUGCCUUUGCCAGGUUCUGAAGAUCCAUUAUGAAUUGGAUGUCGAAAAGGUGCUUUGGUUCGCCAAAAAACACUUGCAAAUGGAGCCUAAGGAUUUAUUAAGAUGGAUUCUGCAACUUGCUUCUACAAGCAGCCACAGUGUAGAAAUCCAGAGCUCUGCCCUAAAACUGGCCUCCAAGUUGGUUGUUUGUCUUGUAGCAAAGUCCCGAGAGGCUAUACAGUUGGAGUUAAAGGACUGGAUUACACUGCUAGUUCAAUGUAGUGAAGAUGAGCUUCAUACUGAACUGAAAACGGCAGCUGCAGAAAUCCUAAUUAACGCUGCACCCUGUCUCCUGAUCGGUCAGCGACCUAUUCUUGGUUUAUCGGACACGUUGCAUCUGUGGAAGUGUCUAUUCCAACUCUUGCAAAGUGAGGAUGAAGAUGUCAGAGACACGGCUGCAGACAUAAUCCACAUAGCUCAGCAAAGCAAACUGUCUGAAACAGUCUCUCCAUUUUCUGCUGUCACUCCCCCUAAAGCUUUGGACCUGGCAUUUGGUGUCCUGUGUGAAUUGAUUCAGCGGUGGGACCAGGUUACGGCUGGCAUCAUCUUUCUGAUGGAGUGGUUGUUGGGAGAAGAUGACCUAAGUGAUCUGGAGACCAUGAAAUUGGAGGAAGACGAAUUGUUUGAGAAAGGGGAAGCAAACUUUUGGGCUGAAAAGCUGAUAAACAUUCGGCUUCUUUCUAUACAUCUUCACAAGCUGAUCUCAGAAUCUUCUGCCCUUCCACCAUCUGAUCCAGAACUUUGCCACAUAUCCAGAGCUGUCUCCAAGCGUUCAGAAAGGAUCCAGAGGUUUCUUAAAGAAUUGCCAACUACUCCAGAGUUUCUGAAAAUGGCUGAAUACAACAGACUGCUCAUCCAGAGAGAAAGGACUUGCAAAUGCUUUGAAAUACUAACUUUACUUCAAACAAAAAUGAACAAACACAUGAUUUAGAAAACAAUUUUGUUUAUUUCAAUGUUAUAAGAUCUGAACAGUUUUAUUAUAACUUUUCAUCAACAUUUUUAACAUCA